AUGUCUGAUGUUUUCAGUGGGAACUAUAAACUUUCAAAGAGCGAAAACUAUGACGAGUUCCUCUCAGCAAUAGGUCUUGGGAUGAUUAAACGCGUAUUGCUACAGUCCAUCUCGCCAGUAAUUACCAUCAACAAGGACGGAGAUGAAUGGCACAUGGCGGCAAAAACAGCAUUGAAGAAUUCAGGAUUCAAGUUUCAGAUGGGUCAGGAAUUUGAUGGUACCAACUUCGUUGAUGCGAAAGUCAUAAACAUCAUAACCGAGGACGGCAACAAAUGGACUCAGGUGCAGACACCGGUGGAUGGCAAGCAGGUUGUCACUACUGUUUGCGAGUUUGGAGAGAAGCAGCUUACGGCUACCAUGACUGUGGAGAAUGUUACUGCUGUCAGGAUUUAUGAACGCCUCUAG
Molecule: messenger RNA, 405 nt
Organism: Trichoderma gamsii
Lineage: Eukaryota; Fungi; Ascomycota; Sordariomycetes; Hypocreales; Hypocreaceae
Exons: 2
Coding region: 1-405 (134 amino acids)
Biological process (GO): fatty acid transport
Cellular component (GO): cytosol; nucleus
Molecular function (GO): fatty acid binding
Source: RefSeq, a predicted model, not a curated record